[Torrubiella] hemipterigena is the source of this 2385-nucleotide messenger RNA. NCBI's taxonomy places the organism in Eukaryota, Fungi, Ascomycota, Sordariomycetes, Hypocreales, Clavicipitaceae. The record is from the annotation of a GenBank genome assembly.
AUGGAUAAGGCGCUUCCAUUGCGGCUUCUAGCUUAUGAGAAUGGUAGCUAUUUUGUCUUCAACCCUACCUCUCAAGAUAUCAAGUAUCAUAUUGUCUCGUACACCUGGGGCCCAGAGGCUGAGGACAAGUACACAUGUCUAAUUCCAGGCGUGAGCUGGGACUUGUCAAUUGCGAGCACAAGGCUCAGGGAGAUUCUAGGCUUUAUGGCCAAAGCCAACAUACACUACCUUUGGGUGGACUGCCUUUGCAUCAACCAGAGUGACGAUGACGAAGUCGCUACAGAGGUGGCCAAAAUGUUCGAGUACUACAAGAGCGCGGAGCAGUGUCAUAUUUUGCUGGAAAUGAAUGAGGUUUGGAACCCGCGACAGAUUGGCGAUGAUCUCAACUUUAUUGGCCAUGUUCUAUCUUACAUGGUUGGGACGUCUCUUACCUCGGAGGCGGUCGGACUCACAACCAAUGUCAUCAACCGCUUGUCUGCUUGGGCAGACGCAAGAGAAUGGAGAUUUGGCGUGGAAUACGACUUGGACGAAGUGCAGAUUAGAUCAGCAGGCAUCGACAUGGGCGUGCUCAACUGCUACGCCACCUGCAUUCAUCAUGUUAUGUCACUAUUCAACAACAAUUACUUCCAUCGUGUCUGGACAUUUGAAGAAAUGAUACUGGGCAAAAACAUAGCCAUGUGGGCUGUCAAGCUAGAAAGCAACCAAGUUGAGAAGCAAAUCGCUGACGCCACCAAUUCAGAGAAGCCUAAACCCGAUACACCGAGCCAGAAGGAAGGGUCGGCCCCGAUGGACAUGACUAUUCUGGAGGUGGACCAGGUGAAUGUGUCUGAACUUGGCGAGCUUCCAGUGUGGAUGGAUCUAACACUCUUGGCCAAAGAUAAGGCCGCCGCGUUAUCCGAUUGGAUCAAGGCGAAUCGACGUGUUCAGACGGCAGCCGUCGGUUCGAUUCUCGCUAUUAUAGAGGCGAAUGAUAUCAUCCUAGACGGAUUACGAAUCCAAGUCCGCGGUCUUAGAAGCGCAAAAAUCGAUGUCAUUAGCGGUGGCCCUUUUUGGUGGCGUGACAACCUUGCUGGCAUUGCCAAUAUCUUUGCCACCUUUUCACUGACGCCACGGAAGAGUAAAAAGAUGCGUGACAUUUUCAGAGGACUUCUAGGCCUCUUUCACGGUUUAUUCACACCGGAAGAGGUUAAGAGAGACCUAGGUGGUCACGAUUUGGAAGUUAUCUCCUUCAACUUCUUCAAGCAGCUGUCUUUGAAAACCGGACGCGGCUGGACCAAGCUGGCUGUGAACACCAAGGAAAGAGAAGGCUGGAACUGGAUACCACUACUAGAAGGUGGCGUGGGGAGUAAUCUAAGUAGCGACUGCUUUGCUAGCGUCGUCGACCUGGGGCGGUUGAAGCCAGACAAAGGGGUUGUCAAGACGCAAGCUUCUCUUGGCGUCAAGGGAACGCCACGCAAGUACAUGAAGAUUGAGAUAACUGAUCAAGGGAGCCCCAGCUUUUACUUUACCUUUAAGGGCUGCAACUGUGGCAAUACCGUCAAGGUUGGCACCUGGAAGAAACGACAACUCCCUGUUAACGAUCAGCCGAGGAACGUGAGGCCUGAUGAGACGGGAAGAGUGCUUGUCGAAUGUGCAACAAUACUAGGGUCGCUACUGGAUCCCUCCAACAAUCUUGUCCACUAUAGGGAAACGCUGCUACAUAGGCUGCGACCCCAGUGGAGUAUCAGCGACACAAACGCGAAACCUGCAAACUGGGAGGAAAGAUGCGUGCACGGCACACCAUGGGAGUACCCGGAAAUAUGGCUUCGAUCUCACAACAUGUCUAUGAACUACAAUUUGGUGGCUAUGGAAGGGUGUUGCUCCCGACUUGCCAGCGGCAGCGCAGCCAAUCUGGGAUGUACUGUGACCGUUGCUUGCGGCUGUAUUAUCAAAGCUCCAUUUUCCUUUAUAUUUGAGGCUAUUACAGCCAUUGGUGGGAGCUCCCUGGGAGGAGCUACAGCACGAAUAGACACGGCGAACAGGGUUAUGAUCCGAGACGGGUUCGGCCUUGUGCAAGCCGGUGAUGUUGGUAGAAGUUUCAGUCUCGUGGCGUUUGGCGGGGAUGUCGGUGCUUAUGCAUCGCAUAGUAAAAGCUGCAGAAGCACGCGGGAGACGCGGCCGAUAGAGCGGCGAGAGGACUGGCCAAUUGGUCGAGCCUUGGUGAACGAGAUGUUCGCUCAUGGUAGCAUGAAUAUGCUGAGAGAGUAUGGGUAUAUAAAGACUGGAGGCUUAGGGAAUCUGCUAAUACUUCGAAAUGGCCUGAGAGGUCCGUAUAAGAUUGCGGGCGUGUGCAUCGAAGAGGACAUAUUCCAUACAAAGGAGGACGAUCAAAUAGCGAUUAAAUAA